GCCCUGGUGGGGAUUAUCGGGCCGGAGUGAGAAGUCUUGAGGGUCAAUGUUAGUUCAGUGCCACUCGAGCAAGGCUGUGGCCAUUAGAUCAACAAGUAACUCACAGAUCACGGGCGCCCGAGAACCUGUGAACGCGCGCGCGCGCAGGUUCCUUAAACUUUAACUUUGCAAAAAUCGAAGCUUUUUUGAACAAAAACUUUUUCAACGAAAAAUUUCAAGAAAAAGUUAUUUAGUUAUUAAGUUUUUUUAAUCACCACUUAUCUAUAAUAAAAACCCCUCUUAGUUAAUAACAAAAUCAUAAACUUGUUUUCGAAAAAAAACAUUAGUUAUUUUGUUAAGUGCUGUUUAUUGGACUUUAAAGGACUCUUCCACAAGAACUUUCUAAGAAAAAGGGUAGUUUUAUAUAAAAUCAAAAAUAAUGGAAACCUGCGUGUUAAUUCCGCAAGAAUUCAGCUUGUGUGUGCGAGGACCUCCAUUGGGAUCAAGGAAAACGACAGAACCUGAAGUUUCGGUUUGGUCCAACAGCCCGAUUUCGCAAGGAACACUCUGUUAUCCAUUCCAAGGAACCAUCCGUUUGGACAAAUUGGAAGUUUAUGGACAACUCGACGAGGAUGAUAUCCGGCAUAGGUUCGGUUGUUACGAUGAGAUUUCUGGAAUCGGAUCGAGAAAAGUCCGACACUGCAACUGGGUUCGGUUCAUCAGAGUAGCCAACGCCUUUAACCCUUCGGUCAAUUUGGUUGCAACUAAGGUCAGAGGUGAACCCGUGUACGAAGCCGUCAAACCCAUACCUCCAGAUACGGAGUUGAUCGUGUAUUACCUUCCUGAGAGACCUGAAGAAUUGUUCUUUGUUAGAAUGAGGGCUUCGUUGUAUAGACAAACGAUGGAUUCUAUUCUAGAAGAUUCUCCGUUAGAUCUUUCAAUGUCUCUUUUAUCGAGAGCUUUAUCUGGAUCUCCACCAUCGGCUGAAGACGAAGGAAAAUCUGUUUCCGGUGAUAGUUCGGCAGCCAGUUCGCAAGGUGAUAUUCCAGAAACGACGGGACCAACGCCAAGGGCUAGACCAAGGGAACGAAGUCUUCUUCCUUGCAGCGUGUGUAGUAAAGCUUUCGAUAGACCUUCGUUACUUAAGAGGCACAUGCGUACGCAUACUGGAGAGAAACCACACGUUUGUAUGGUUUGUGGAAAAGGAUUCAGCACGUCUUCGUCAUUGAACACCCACAGAAGAAUACACAGUGGCGAGAAGCCUCAUCAAUGCCCCGUUUGCUUGAAAAGGUUUACUGCGUCGUCAAAUCUUUAUUAUCAUCGAAUGACACACAUUAAGGAUAAACCCCACAAAUGUAAUUUAUGCAGCAAAUCGUUCCCAACCCCAGGAGAUUUAAGAUCACACAUGUACGUUCACUCAGGAUCGUGGCCGUUCAAAUGCCAUAUUUGCUCCAGAGGAUUCUCAAAACACACAAACUUAAAGAAUCACCUUUUCUUACAUACCGGUAAGUACAAAAGAUUUGGAAAAAAUCGCGCACAAAAUCAAUCUGAUAAACUUAAAAGUAAAGUUAUUUUCACUAAAGUAG
This is a messenger RNA of Onthophagus taurus, 1565 nucleotides long. The record is from RefSeq and is a predicted model, not a curated record. Lineage: Eukaryota; Metazoa; Arthropoda; Insecta; Coleoptera; Scarabaeidae.